CUUUUGGUGUUGUCUGGUUGUUGCUGGAGUUCCUCCUGAGUUUUGUAGGUAGUGUUUUUUCUUGAUUUAUUUAUUGUUUUCUUCCUAUGUGUGGUGGACAACCAACGAACGGACGGACGGACGGGUUUACCUGUGUGUCAAAGAAGUAGUGGAUAUUGGUGGCACCCGCACCAAUCGUGUGCUCCCCCACCCCGUGUGGGGUUUCAGUUCUGCUUUUUUCCUCCUGCUGCUGCUGCGGCUGAUGUCGCUUGUGCCCUCAGUCAGUGAGUUGAUGUUUUUUUUCUCGGUUUUGUUCAACUUCUGGUGAGUGUUAGUGCGCAAAAAGUGGUUUGCGCGGAGUGAGAAAGUAAGGUACAAACCCGCAAGUACAUACAUUAGUAUCGUUAUUGCUUGUGCUACUGUUGCGCUGGUCGGUGUUCCAGGUUGUAGUAGUAUCGAACAACUACACGUAGAACCGAUUACUAUCACCGCGGAUGCGGACGGGACACGACACGGCGGAUAAAUUCAGAUAUUAAUUUCUUCUUCAAACUGCGUUGUCGCCUGCGUAGUUUGACGUUGUUGCGUUUUUGCCUUUUAUAAUUCAGCGCCUGCUUAUUUUUGCCGGAUUCGUUUCGCUCGGAUCGUUGCUUUACAUUCAAAUCGGUGACGUGAAAACAAAAAGAAGUGUUUCGUGCAAUUGAGCGCUCGUCGCAAAGAGGAAGAAGCCGCGCGCACUCGCGCGGUUGUUAGUGGAAGGGUAGAGCAAUAAAGAAGCAACUAGCAAAACGGAAGACUAAGAAGAAAGGCAAUCACGAAGUGGCUGUUGAACACUCUCUUUCGAUCGCGCAUCGGUCCCGGGACUUUGGCUCACUGUUGGUGUGAAGUGAAGGGAAGACGAUCGGAACGGGCUUUCUCAGGUGUACGCGACACGGUUUUCUCCACGACGCGACGGUAAGUGUGCUCGUGUCCCCGUGUGGUCCGUGCGGUGUAUGUGUGCCCGGCGAAGAAGAUUAAAUUGACGAAGAAUAGUGCCUCUAAUGGAUGUGUUCUGCCGUUCCGCGGUCUAAGCAAAGUCGACGACGAACAAAUUCAUCAUAAGUCCCAGAGCAAGCGUGAAAUUCGUUAAACUUGACAACCUGCGCGACCUGCGUGUGUGUUUCCCAGAAUCCGGAUCAUCAAUUAACGGAUAUCACUCCAGUGCUCGCAGUGACGGUGUCCGACGGUAAAGAGGAGUACGACGGCGAAUGACAAGCUCUGAGCUGUCCACUGUGCGAGCUGAGGAACGAACGACGAGAAGACGCAGUCCACCGCAACACACAGCGCCGAGCUUCGUGCGGCCGCCACACGCCGCCGCCACGAUCCCGUGGGAAAUCCCGGGCCACUCCUUGUCGACCGGCUCUCGCCCUUCCUAGGUGCUGUGUUGUAUUAUUGUUAUUUGACCUCAACCGUCAACUCCGAUGAAUUCGCUGGAAACCACCACCCAACCCGACCAGGCUCGGUGACUUUGACGACGACGACGACGACGGUUCCCAAUUCCCGGGAAUGAUCGUUUCUAGACUGUGCGUUAGAGAAAAAUCGUGCUGAAGAACGGCAACAAUUCUGUGAAGCUGGCAGCGAGUUGUGUAGUGAUCAAGCAAAAUACAUAUAGCUAGAAGUUGACCAAGGUGAACCCCCGGAUAGUUGGAGUUUAGCAGCAAGCAGAGUGCCGCGAGCAAGAGCAAAAGUGGUAUCCGAUCGAUCGGUCGAUCGGUUUGAUCACGAGGAGCGCUGCUGCUGCUGCUACUGCAGCAGUGGGUCUUUGUUUUAGGGUUCUGUUUUUUCCCCUCUGUGUGUCAGUGUGUGCGCGGCAGUCAGUGGUGAAGAUCUUCCCGGAAGAAGCAGUAGUCGAUGGAAAUUGAAAGUCACUCCCCGCAGUAGUUGCUCAGUGCCUCGGUUGUGUAGUGUUGUAAAGUGCACACAGAAGCGCACACAAUAAAUAAGGAAGGAAUGCUGCGCAAGGCAAGCCGCCACGAAGAGUGAUUUAAUGAUCUUCUGGGGUCAGCUAUAAUUCCGAGCAAUCAAACCAUCGGAUACAUCGCAGUGCGUGAUCGAUCGUGUGUGAUUGUGUGUUUUCAUUGUGACCUUGUACGGGGUGAAACCGAACGGACCACAACCAUUUCCUGCAAUCUUCUGGUCCGUCCGUCCGUACGGAACUCGAUCCCUGGGGGGUCGGCGCUGACUCUGGCUGGCUAGCUGUUCGCAAUGGGGACGCAAAGCAGGAGACAAAAGGAUCACGAUCGAUGGAAAGCGGCGGUAGCGUCCUCCGGUCUCGCACGGGCCAUCCCGCCAGUGCUGCUGACCGGCUGGUUCUACCUGCUGCUGGCGGUUACGGUUACGACCUCCACGGUUCGAGCAGAGUCCAAAAUAGAGUUAGGUGGAAGUAUAUUUAGGAACGAAACUGACGUGCCAUGUCCAUCGGGGACGUUUCGAUGUUCGGAGGGCAAGUGUAUCCCCCAGACGUCGGUCUGUAACUAUCAGAAGGACUGCGAGAAGGGCGAGGAUGAGUUCAAUCACUGUCCUCCCCCGGAAUGCGAGCAGGGCCAGAUAAGCUGUGGUCAGUACGUGUUCAACAAGACGUACUGCAUACCGCCGCACUACAAGUGCGACAUGACCGUGGACUGUGUGGACGGAACGGACGAGUCCGACUGCACAUACCGCAAAUGUCAGCCGGAUGACAUUCACUGCGGGGCGCCCGUGCAGGCCGUCUCGAUAAAUGGCCGCGUCGCGGACAUUUGUGUGCCAAAGGAGAAGAAGUGCGACGGCUAUCUGGACUGUCGCACCGGGGUGGACGAAGCGGGCUGCCCGGGAACGGCCUGCCGGUUGGACCAGUUCCGGUGCGCCAACGGGCUCCGGUGCAUCGACACCGCGCUGAAGUGCAACCACAAGAACGACUGCGGCGACAACUCGGACGAGCAGAAUUGCAACUUCCCCCCGUGUCACGGCGGCCAGUUCCGCUGUACGAACUCGCUGUGCAUUCCGGCAACGUUCCACUGCGACGGUUAUCACGACUGCUCGGACGAAAGUGACGAAGCGAACUGUACGGCCAUUGCCUGUCCGGACAAUAAGUUCCUGUGUCCGCGGGGUGGCCCCAACGGGCAGCCCAAGUGCAUCGACAAGACGAAGCUGUGCGACGGCAAGCGGGACUGCGAGGAUGGAACUGAUGAGGAAACUGCGUGCUCGACCGCUUCCUGUCCAGCGCUGGGUUGUGAGCAUAAAUGUGGACCUUCUCUAACGGGUGGAGUAUGCUACUGUCCACCGGGGCGAACCCUUUCGCCGGAUAACCGAACCUGUGCCGAUCUGGACGAGUGCAACGUUUGGGGACACUGCGAUCAGCUGUGCACCAACACGGACGGGUCGUUCGUUUGUGCCUGUGCCAACGGGUACACGCUGAUGGACAAGUCGCGCUGUGUGGCCCCAACGGCGGCCCAUCUGGAGCUGGUUUUCGCGUACGAUCGUGCGAUCGUACGGAUGAGUUCGCACGGGCAGGACUUCCGAACGAUCGCCAACGCUACCGGAGCGAGUGGUUUGUCCUAUCACUACGGUAAGAAUUUGCUGUUUUGGUCGGAUAUUAAGACCCGGAAGGUGCAGUCUCAGGUGCUGAUGGAUGGAGGUUACGGAGGACAUGAUUUUACUCUGCCCGGAACGUGGGCUCCGGUGGCGAUCGCGAUCGAUUGGAUUGGUGAUAAGUUGUACGUUGCGGAUUUGGUGGGUCAAAAGGUGGAUGUUUUUGAACUGGACGGACGGUGGCAUGCGGUCGUGUUGGGUUCUAACCUUACGAGUCCGGCUGAUCUGGCGCUUGAUCCCACUUCCGGGUUGAUGUUCGUCGCGGACGGUAGUCACGUCCUGCGAGCUCAUAUGGACGGUACCCAUGCGAAGUCGAUCGUGUCGGAAGCUGCCUACAAAGCGUCCGGUGUGGCGGUUGAUGUGAUAGCUAAGCGCGUGUUUUGGUGUGAUUCGCUUUUGGAUUAUAUUGAGUCGGUUAACUACGAUGGGGAGUAUCGAGUGAUGAUCUUACGAGGUCAACAGGUCCCAAGCCCAUCUCGGUUGGCUCUUUUUGAGAAUCGAGUGUUCUGGACGGACGCCACCAAGCAGGGCAUCAUGUCCGUCGACAAGUUCGAAGGUUCAUCCAGCAUUCAAUCGAUUUUUAAAGCAAAAGACAUUCGAGAACCUAAGGCGAUCAUAACGGUUCACUCUCUAACACAACCCAAGGUUUCGAACCCUUGCGGAAGCAAUAACGGAGGCUGCUCGCAAAUGUGCGUCGUCACCGCUGUUCAGGGUGCACCCUCCGGCCUCGGAUAUCGCUGCGCUUGUCACACCGGUUGGCAACUGUCGAAGGAUUUGAUGAACUGUCACCUGGUGCGGCAGUUCCUGAUGUAUUCUCAACAACGCUUCAUCAAAGGUAAGGUUCUGGACCCGGUUAUUGAAGGCUUCAGCGACGCCAUCCUACCGGUCGUUUCCCGUCGGGCUCGUUUCGUCGGCUUGGACUUUGACGUUGUCGAUGAACACAUUUACUAUUCGGACGUCCUGCAGGACGUAAUCUAUCGGGUUCAUCGUAACGGAACCGGGCGAGAAAUUGUUUUGGCCUCACAAAACGAAGGCGUUGAAGGACUGGCAGUCGAUUGGGUCUCCAAGAAUCUGUAUUACAUCGACAGUCGGAAGGGAACGUUGAACGUCCUAUCCACUCGAACCGUCAGCUAUCGACGAACUCUACUGAAAAACCUAAAACGACCACGAGCAAUCGUAGUCCAUCCGAACAAAGGUUACAUCUACUUCUCGGAGUGGGAUCGACCAGCCAAUAUCAGCCGAGCCAAUUCCGAUGGCUCAGGAUUAAUGGUAUUCAAGAACGUAACCCUCGGCUGGCCAAACGGGCUAUCAAUCGAUUUCAAAGAAGACCGUGUCUACUGGUGUGAUGCCCUGCUGGAUCACGUCCAGCAUUCGAACCUAGACGGAACGGACGUACGAACCGUCAACUCGCGACUUAUCCGUCAUCCAUUUUCAAUCGUCAUUCACGACGAGUGGAUGUACAUUACGGACUGGCGGUUGGACGCCAUCGUGCGGCUGAACAAACUAACCGGAGAACAGGAGGAAAUCAUGGUUCGAGAACCACAAACGAACCGGCUGUACGGUGUGAAGGUCUACAGUCGAGCGAUUCAAACCAUCGAAGGAACGCAACCGUGCGGGAUCAAUAAUGGUGGCUGCGAGAAGCUUUGUUUUGCCGUUCCACGGAAUAAUUCCGAUGGGUUGACGGUUAAGUGCGGUUGUCCCUAUGGUGAACGGCUGGGAGACGAUGGCAGGAGUUGUUUCGCGGAUCCGAACGCCGAACCACCGGUGCAGUCGUGUCCGAAUACGUGGGACUUUACCUGUAACAAUCAGCGGUGCAUUCCGAAGAGCUGGAUUUGCGAUGGCGAUGACGAUUGUCUGGACAACAGCGACGAGGAGCAGAACUGUACAAAACCAACCUGUGGCACCAACGAGUUCCAGUGCAAGUCGGGCCGGUGCAUCCCGCUGAACUUCCGGUGCGAUCACGAGAACGACUGCGGCGACCACUCGGACGAGUUCGAGUGCGGCAACGUGACCUGCGCGGCGUCGCAGUACGCGUGCGAAAACGGACGCUGCAUUCCGAACAUUUGGAAGUGCGACAGUGAAAACGAUUGCGGCGACGGGUCGGAUGAGGGCGACUUUUGUGCGGAGAAGACUUGUGCCUAUUUUCAGUUUACGUGCCCCCGGACGGGGCACUGUAUUCCGCAGAGCUGGGUUUGCGACGGGGAUGACGAUUGCUUCGAUAAGCAGGAUGAGAAGGAUUGUCCGCCGAUUACGUGUUUGGCGAAUCAGUUUAAGUGUAAUGAUUUGCGGCAGUGUGUGGAGGAGACGUAUAAGUGUGAUGGGAUUCCGGAUUGUAAUGACGGGAGUGAUGAGUUGGGGUGUCCCACGAUGGAACCGAAUCAGUGUAAUUUGGAGAAACAUUUCCGGUGUAAGUCGUCCGGGGUGUGCAUUCCGGUGGCUUGGCACUGUGAUGGGUCUAAUGAUUGUGAGGAUCAUUCGGAUGAGGAAGAGUGCGGGAGGAUUACGUGUCCGAAUAAUUUCUACAAGUGUAAGAAUUCCAAGUGCGUUUAUAAGUCGUAUAUUUGUGACGGUAAGGAUGAUUGCGGGGAUAACUCGGAUGAGGGGGUGGAGCAUGCCUGUGUAACGCCACCGUUGAGAUGUCCGCACGGACAGUGGGCUUGUCCGGGUAUUACGGGACGCUGCGUGAACCUAACCUCGGUUUGUGAUGAUGUCGAGGAUUGUCCCAACGGAGCGGAUGAAGGAUUGGGAUGUGAUUUGGCUCAAUGUCAGCAUCAAUCCGGUUUGUGUUCCAACGGUUGUCAGAAGACUCCGCUGGGGGCUUUGUGUAUUUGUCCUCCGGGCGAGGAACUCGCCCCGGAUAAUUUCACCUGCAAGGAUUUGAAUGAGUGCGACCCUCCGGGUCUUUGUUCGCAGAUCUGUACCAAUACCAAGGGCUCGUACUUCUGUUCGUGUAAGGAUGGAUACAUUUUGGAACCGAACAAGCACACCUGCAAGGCGGUGAAUCAUUCGUCGGCGUUCUUGAUCAUCUCCAACCGGCACUCGAUCUUGGUGGCGGAUCUGAACGAGCAGGGUCUCGAACGGGUACCGAUCAUUGUGGAAAAUGUUGUGGCCACUGCUUCGAACAUGCACACCGGAACGAUCUUCUGGAGUGAUAUGAAGUUGAAGAAGAUUUCUCGAUUGGAUCGCGGUCAGGAACCUCAGGAGAUCAUCUCCACUGGGUUGGAUCUGGUUGAAGGUCUAGCUUACGAUUGGAUCGGUCAAAACCUGUACUGGUUGGAUAGUAAACUGAACACCAUCGAGGUGUGUAAUGAAAAUGGUUCUAAUCGGCUGGUUCUGGUGCGGGAAAACAUCACUCAACCGCGUGGAAUGUGUCUGGAUCCAAGUCCCAACGCCAAGUGGUUGUUCUGGACGGAUUGGGGUGAGAAUCCUCGCAUCGAACGCAUCGGCAUGGACGGAACAAUGCGUGAAACCAUCAUCAACACCAAAAUCUACUGGCCCAACGGUCUUACGUUGGACAUCGCAACGCAGAGGGUUUACUUCGCCGACUCGAAGCUGGAUUUCAUCGACUUCUGCUACUACAAUGGAACGGGUCGCCAGCAGGUGCUGGCCGCUAGUCAUUAUCUUCUGCACGCUCACUCGCUGUCACUGUUCGAGGACACCCUCUACUGGACGGACCGACAGCUGAACCGAGUUCUGUCGGCCAAUAAGUUCCGUGGAACGAACCAGACCGUUGUGAGUCAUCUGAUCUCGCAACCUCUGUCGAUCCACGUUCAUCAUCCGUCGCUGCAGCCCAUGUACGAGAGCCCCUGCAAGACGGCAACCUGUCAGCAUAUGUGCCUGCUCAGCCCGUCGGAGAAGUCCGGCUUCUCGUGCAAGUGUAAACCGGGUUAUAAGCUGGUGGCGAACGAUAAGUGCGUUGAGGAGGAGAAUGCCUACCUGAUGGUGCUGAAGGGUAAUCAGAUUGUGGAUGUGCCCUUCAAUGGGGGGGAUGUUCGUGCCGGUAGUUUGAUUCCGGUCGUUGGUAUCGAUAGUGGGAUUAGUUUGGACUACGAUCGGAAGGGGGAGACCCUGUUCUGGGUGCAAGGAAAGGAGGAUGAUGAUGAGAAUUGUACGAUCUUUACGAGUCCCUACGGAGGGGGGAAUAAGACGGAGUUCCUGGGGGUCGAUAAUGGAUUGGUCGGGGCUGCGUACACCAUUGCUUUCGAUUGGAUUGGAAGGAAUUUGUUUAUCGGUAAUCGGAUGGCUAGCAAUAUCGAGGCGAUCAACGUGGAUGGGAAGGUUAAGUACCGGACGAUUGUUUUGGUUAACGAUGGGAAUAAGACUUCGGUUUCGAAGCCGAAGCAAAUCGCUUUGGAUCCGGCGAAUGGUAAACUGUUCUGGAUAGAUGAGGGUGGUUUUGGGGUACCGACGAAGGUUGCUAUGUCGAACAUGGAUGGUUCCGAACCUUCCAUUCUGGAUGACACGAUCCAAUACCCGGAAGCGAUCACCGUGGAUGCCGAUAAGCGAAUGGUUUACUACAGUUCCCAGUACCCACCGGCGAUCAUGUCGAUCGAUUACGACAAGAACAACAAAAAGACCAUUCUCAGCGAGGAACACUCGAUCUCCAAACCGCGGGGUCUUGGAGUGUUGGAAUCCAGGCUGUACUUUAUGGACCCAACGUACGAGAAGAUCGUUCGGGUUGAUCUUCCCAAUGGCGACAAUGCGAAGACCAUUAUGGACAACGAACCGGACCUGAAGAACAUGAUCAUCUACAAGAAGCGAUCGAUGCUGCAGCAUCCGUGUACGAUGAGCAACGGCGGUUGCGAGCACAUUUGCAUCCCGCACAAGAACAGUGCUCGGGUUUGUGCUUGCGGAAUUGGUUACAAGAAGGAAAAUGAGGUGGCGUGCACGCCCUACAAGACGUUCGCUGUAGUCUCCCAGCUAGACAUGACCCGAGGUUAUAGUUUGAAAGACACCUCGGAGGCAAUGGUACCGAUCACCGGACCCGGUCAUCACAUCCUACACGUUGACAUUCUCUACCGAGAAUCGUGGAUCUACUGGGUUGAAUACAACCGAGGUCAUUGGAACGGAAUCUUCCGUAUUCGUCCGAACGGUACCGAACUGCAGAACAUCAUCAAGGACGGCAUUGGAAGCAACGGAAUCCGGGGGAUCGCGAUCGAUUGGGUGGCAGGAAACAUGUACUUCACCAAUGUCUUCCCGCACGAAAACUACGUCGAGGUUAGCUGGCUGGACGGAACGCAUCGAAAGAUCAUCGUUAAAACCACCAACGAUGCCCCUCGUGAGUUGGCCGUCAAUCCCAUCAAACGCCUUCUGUACUGGAUCGACUACGGACAGUACCCUAGAAUCGGUAAAUGUUACCUAGAUGGGUCCAACUGGACCCCGGUGGUCACCUCGGGAAUAUCCAACCCACGUGAUCUCACUGUGGACAUGCUAACGCACGACGUCUACUGGGUGGACUCCAAGCUGGACAUGAUUCAGAAGGUCUCCUACACCGGCGGCAACCGCCAGGUGAUCCGACGAAACCUUGCCAAUCCGAUGGCGAUCGCCGUAUUCCUAACCGACAUCUACUGGGUCGAUCGUAACCUACUCACGGUGUUCAAGGCCUCCAAAUUCCCCGGCAAUACGACCCUACCGGAAAAGGUCCGUACAAACCUGCAAAAACUGCGUGACAUCGCCAUCUACGACAUCAACAACCAACCGAUGGACGACAACAACCCGUGCCUUCGACUCGGAAACGGUGGCUGCGACCAGCUGUGCUUCAGCUUCCCACCGGAGUACAACCAAAAGCCAAGCUUCAAGUGCGACUGCGCCGUCGGUAGACUGUUCAGCGAUGGACGCACCUGCGUCCUAACCGACGAAUACGUAGUAUUCUCCACGCGAACGGAAAUCAGAGCCAUCGAGUUGGAUCACACCUCGACGAACGUCCCGUUCGCUCCGGUGGUCAACCUAACCAACGUCGUUGGGCUGGACUUCGACUAUGCAGACAACAAGCUGUUCUUCACGCAAAUUCGCCCCUGGGCGAAGAUCGCCUACAUGCAGGGUGACAAACCGGAUGCCGCAGGCAUCGUCCCCGUGAUCACCCGUGGCAUCAAUCCGGAAGGUAUCGCCUACGAUUGGACCCAGAAGAAGAUCUACUGGACGGACAGUUCGAACAAUUCGAUCUACGCCAUGAACCUGGACGGUUCGGACCUAGUAAUGAUCUCCCGAGUCGAACGCCCACGGGCGAUCGUUCUCGACCCAUGCAACGGUACCCUGUACUUCACCGAUUGGGGACGCUUCGGAACGUCCGGAAAGAUCUUCCGCACCACCAUGGCAGGCUCGCUGAAGCGAGCCAUCAUCGAUAAGGACCUUUCACAACCCAGCGGCCUUGCAAUCGAUUACGACGAACGAAUGCUCUACUGGACGGACGCAGUCCGUGAAAAAAUCGAACGUUCCAAGCUGGACGGAAAGAACCGCGAGGUUCUGGUCUCAGCCACAAUCUACCCCUUCGCGAUCACCGUCUUCCGAAACUACAUCUACUGGACGGACCUUCAGCUGCGCGGUGUUUACCGCGCAGAAAAGCACACCGGCGCAAACAUGGUCGAAAUGGUCAAACGCCUGGAGGACUCCCCUCGGGACAUUCACGUCUACAGCCACAGCCGCCAGCAGUGCCAGGCAAACCCUUGCCUGCAGAACAACGGCGGUUGUGCGCAGAGCUGCCACCCGGGCCUGAACGGAAAAGCGGAAUGCAAGUGUGACGAUUCGACGAAACCGGUCAACGAGGGUCGGAUGUGCGCCCCGAAGAAUCACACCUGUGAUUCCAGUAAAUUCUACUGUCAAAACGGAAAGUGUAUCUCGCGGAUGUGGUCCUGCGAUGGGGAUGACGAUUGUGGGGACAAUUCGGACGAAGACGUUAACUACUGUGCGUUCCACUCGUGCGGACCGAACGAGUUCCGUUGUAACAAUGGACGGUGUAUCUUCAAGUCGUGGAAGUGUGAUCACGAGAACGAUUGCAAGGAUGGUUCGGAUGAGGAGAAUUGUUCCUAUCCACCGUGUGUGGAUGGGGAGUUUACCUGUUUGAACGGAAGAUGUAUUCCGCAGAGCCAGGUUUGUAAUGGAGUUAACGACUGUAAGGAUAACGCUACGUCCGAUGAAACGCACGAACGGUGCCCGAAGAACACGACCUGUCCGGCGAAUCAUUUGAAGUGUGAUAAGACCAAUAUCUGUGUGGAACCGUAUUGGUUGUGCGAUGGGGAUAACGAUUGCGGGGACAAUUCUGAUGAGGAUCCGCUGCAUUGUGCGCAGCGGACGUGUCCGCAGAACAGUUUCCGCUGUCCGAAUCAUCGGUGUAUUCCGGCUACUUGGUAUUGCGAUGGAGACGAUGACUGUGGUGAUGGAGCCGACGAACCGCCGGAGUACUGCAAGUCCGAAGGACGUACGUGCUUCGGUGAUCUGUUCACGUGCGACAACGGCAACUGUAUUCCACGAAUUUACAUCUGCGAUGGAGACAACGAUUGUUUGGAUAACAGUGACGAAGAUAAUCGACACCAGUGCAAUGAUCGAAAGUGUGACGAGGAAACCGAAUUCACCUGCCAGGAGAAUAAGGCUUGGGCUAGGGCUCAGUGCAUUCCGAAGAAGUGGAUUUGCGAUGGUGAUCCGGAUUGUGUGGAUGGUGCCGACGAGAAUACAACCCUACACAAUUGUCCAACGCCACAACCGUGUAGCGACGAUCAGUUCACGUGCGCUAACGGACGGUGCAUCAAUCAGGGCUGGGUUUGCGAUCACGAUAACGACUGCGGUGACGGGUCGGAUGAGGGUAAGAACUGCAACAGCCAGUACAAGACGUGUUCGACGCAGGAGUUUACCUGCCAGAACUUCAAGUGCAUUCGGAAUCAGUAUCGGUGCGACGGGGAGGACGAUUGCGGUGAUCACUCGGACGAGGUUGGUUGUACGAAGGAGAACAAUACCUGUCCGGAUGGUAAGUUUACUUGCCAGAAUGGGCAGUGUAUCGAUUAUCAGCUGGUGUGCAACAAGGUGCCCGACUGUUCGGAUGAAUCGGACGAACCGCUGCACUGCAAUGUAGACGAGUGCGCCAAGGUGGAGAUACAUCGGUGUGGGCACAAGUGCGUGGAUACGCUGACCGGAUACUACUGUGAUUGUAAUCAAGGAUACAAACUUCUGGAGGACGGCAAAGCGUGCGCCGACAUAGACGAGUGCAUCGAGACGCCCGGCGUUUGCUCGCAGCACUGCUCCAACACACCAGGUGGAUUCUACUGCAAGUGUGACGAACGGUACUACGAGCGGCAGAACGAUGAGCACACCUGCAAGCGCAAGGACUCAACGGAACCGUGGUUGAUCUUCAGCAAUAAGUACUACGUGCGGAACAUGUCGGUCGACGGUCGGCAGUACAAUCUGAUCCAUCAGGAUCUGAUGAACGUGGUGGCGAUCGAUUUCGACUACCAGGAGCAGGAGAUGUACUUCUGCGACGUGACGGCUAAGACGAUCUUCAAGUCGAAAUUCGGUUCGGUGCGGAAUGAUGAGAAGAUCGAGAAGAUUCCGGUGGUGAAGCAUGAUUCGCAUGGGUUGGAGGGUAUUGCUAUCGAUUGGGUUGGACGGAAGUUGUACUGGUUGGAUAGGCAUUCGAAGAAUUUGGAUGUUGCCGAGCUGGAUGGAACGAAACGAAAGACGCUGAAGAGUGGCGUUGUUGAUCCGCGGGCUAUUGUUGUUCAUCCUGGAAUCGGGUAUCUGUACUUUACCUCGUGGCAUUUGCAGUCUUACAUCGCUAAGAUGGGUAUGGAUGGUUCCAAUUUCACUCGAAUUUUAACGUGGGAGGAUGAUAUAGCUUGGCCAAACGCGUUGACGAUCGACUACUUCACCGAUCGCAUCUACUGGGCGGACGCCCAUUUGGACUACAUAGCGUUCGCUGAUUUGGAGGGUCGUCACAGGCAUGUUGUCCUUUCAGGAAAUAAGGUCCCGCACAUCUUUGCUUUGUCGAUCUUCGAUGAUAUGCUGUAUUGGACGGAUUGGAAUUUGAAGGCGAUCAUUCGGGCGAACAAAUUUACCGGUCAAAACUUCACCGUGAUCCGGAAUACAACCCAUCGGCCGUACGAUGUUCACAUUAGCCAUCCGCUGCGCCAGUUGCCGUACUCCAACCCGUGUGGAAGCACCAACGGAGGAUGUACGCAUCUUUGUCUGCUAGCGCCUCCGCUGGAGUCAACCUAUCUGAACGUGGAAGGUUACAUUGAGGAGGGAGCCCCAAGCUAUAAGUGUGCCUGUCCGAAUCAGUUCUACCUGGCGAGGGAUAUGAAGACGUGCAUUGCGAACUGUACGACUGGACAGCAUCGCUGCGGAGGAAUGGAUGAGAAGUGUAUUCCGUGGUUCUGGAAGUGCGACGGCGAACCGGAUUGUAAGGAUAAAUCGGACGAACCGGAGUCGUGUCCGGCACGGCACUGCCGUGCGGGAACGUUCCAAUGUGGUAAUGGAAAUUGUACGCCAUCGACGACGAUCUGUGAUGGAACGGAUGACUGUGGUGAUGGAAGCGACGAACAGAACUGCGAUCUGCCUUGUCCGGUGUCGGAUUUCAAGUGUCGCUCGAGUGGACGUUGUAUUCUGGAUAGCUGGAAGUGUGAUGGAGACGCAGAUUGUAAGGAUGGUAGCGACGAAGAUCCGGAGAUAUGUCAUAAACGCGCCUGCGAUCCGGAAACGGAAUUCAGCUGCAAAAACGGACGCUGCAUUCCGAAGCUGUGGAUGUGUGACUUCGACAACGAUUGCGGCGAUGAUUCGGACGAACCGGCGUACAUGUGCCGUCAGAGAAACUGCACCACCGGUUGGUCCCGUUGUCCGGGCCAGUCCAACUACCGCUGCAUUCCGAAGUGGUUGUUCUGCGACGGUAAGGACGAUUGUCGGGAUAACAGCGACGAACUGCCGGAGAACUGUCCGAAGUGUAACACGGAGACGGACUUUAAGUGCAACAACAACCGUUGCAUUCCAAAACAAUGGAUGUGCGACUUUGCGGACGAUUGUGGCGACGGAAGUGACGAAUCGGAGGCGCAGUGUAAGGGUAAGUUCCGCGAGUGUUCGGAGUCGGAGUUCCGGUGCGGCAAUGGGAAGUGCAUUUCGUCGCGGUGGCGCUGUGAUCACGAGGACGACUGUGGGGACAAUAGCGAUGAGUACAACUGUGAAGGAUUCCAGUGUAAGAACGGAACGUUCCAGUGCACGUCCGGGCACUGUAUUGCUUCGUACUUCCGGUGCGACGGUGAUCGUGAUUGUCGGGAUAUGUCUGAUGAAAUUGGCUGCCCACCGAGGUAUCCGGGUGGACGCUUCUGUCCGGAAUCGCGCUUCCAGUGCACCAACAAUCUGUGUGUUUCACCGUCGGAUCUGUGCGAUGGAACGGAUGAUUGCGGGGAUAAUUCCGAUGAAGCAGCUUCGGUGUGUACCAACUUUACCUGCGAUACGUUGCGUAGGUUCCAGUGUGCGAACCAUCGGUGUGUGGCACGCUAUCAGACUUGCGAUGGCGUCGAUAACUGUGGGGAUGGUUCGGAUGAAAACAAUAUGACACUGUGUGCGGCGAGAGUUAAGCCGUGCGAUCUUUACACCCAGUAUCAGUGUGCGAACAAGAAGUGUAUCGAUCGGACACAGAUCUGCGAUUAUGCGGACGAUUGUGGCGAUAAUUCGGAUGAGCUGGGCUGUCAUCACACGAGUACGUGCUCGGCUAUGACUAAGGGUGGUUGCGAACAUCACUGUAUGAAUUUGACCGACGGAGGAUACAUUUGUGCGUGCUAUCCAGGGUUUAUCAUUGAUGCGGAGAACAAAAAGCACUGUUUGGACAUUGAUGAAUGUGCCACGGGAACGCACAAAUGUUCUCAGAUGUGCACAAACAUGAACGGAACCUAUGCAUGCUCGUGCCGAGAUGGAUUCCGCCUGGUGGAUGCCGUUUCUGGUGACUGCAAAGCACUGAAGGAUGAAGUUUUGGUGGUAUUCAGUAGUGGUCCAGAAAUACGAGCCUAUGACUUAAAGAUCAACGACCAGUUCGAUGUAAUUGGUGGGGAGAAACGCAUCGAAGCACUGGAUUAUAACCCAGAAACGCAGAUGAUCUUCUGGGCCGACAGCUAUGACAAGACCAUCAAACGAAGCUACAUGGUAAAUGCCGUCAACGGAGAAGCCAAGAUCGGUUUCGCACAGGACUUGAACAUGAAGGGUAACUCAAAACCGACUGCGUUAGCAGUCGAUUGGGUGGCAGACAAUCUGUACUGGGCGGAAACGGAUCGUACAGGAUCGAAACCACGAGGAAGAAUCAUGGUUGCCAAAACCGAUGGACGUUACCGAAGGGCACUGGCCAACGCUGGUUUGGAGGUUCCCACUUCGAUCGCUGUAGACCCUCAGCUGGGUCGAAUGUUCUGGGCCGAUGCCGGCUCGGCACCGAAGAUCGAAGUUUCCUGGAUGGAUGGUUCCAAGCGGCGUCCGCUGAUCACGGAAGCCAUCCGUCAUCCGGCUGGGUUGACGAUCGACUACUCGCAGGAUCAUAUGGUUUACUGGGUCGAUACCAAGCUGAACACGAUCGAGGUUAUGAAACCGGACGGGUCGAUGCGUAAGGCGAUCCUGAAGGGCGAGAUGCUGAAGCAUCCGGUUUCGCUGGAUGUUUUCGAAUCGUACCUGUACUGGAUCACGCGGGACACCGGUGAGCUGUUGCGGCAGGACAAAUUCGGCCGGGGAGUGCAAUUUGCGGUGCAGAGGAGCCUUGCUAAUCCGUCCAGCUUAAAGAUUUAUCACGAGCUUCGCUACAACACCUCGCUAAACAACCCAUGCUUCAAGAACCCUUGCUCGCACCUGUGUCUGCUGGUUCCCGGUGGAAGACGCUGCUCGUGUCCGGACAAUACGGUUCAACAGGUGUCCCACCGCAGCACCGCGGAAGUCAUUUGUGAUGCACCCGCUGAACGACCCCGACCCGCGCCGAGGGUGUGCCCCUGCCAGAACGGUGGCCUCUGCAAGGAGGACGACACCGGUAACGAUCUGAUCUGUUCCUGUCUGCCGGAGUUCAGCGGACCCCACUGCGAGCUGUACAGCGAGUGGAUGCUGGGCUCCAGCCCGGGCAGCGCGACCGCCAUCUACAUCCCGAUACUGGUAGCGAUCCUGAUCGCCGGCACCGUCGGAGCGUACUUCAUCAUCAAGAAGAGGCCAUUUGGCAAACCAAGCCUAACGUCGUCGCAAAGUGUCUCCUUCCGGCCGGGCACCAAUGUGGAGUUCAACUCACCCGAGUUCCCAUCGGGACGACCGCCAACCGGUGUGCUACCGGCGGGCGGCGGAGUAGCUCCGCUGGAUGGGUACAGCUUGGACACGCUGAACAAUAAAACUACCGAUUUUAGUAAUCCGAUGUACGAUGCGGUCCAGUCGGGUACGACUGAUCCCAGCAUAGGCAAUGGAUCCGGCAUCUACGAGGUUCCAUCGGAUGUCACUGCAAAGGGCGCCAAGCUGGCGCCCACCAGUGGUCCGUUCACGGAACCGGUGUCGGCCAUCCUGGCGCCCAGCAGCAUAACGCAUCGUACCUCACCGCAGCUGCAUCUGAGGCCGAAGGAGCUCAGUCCGUCGUCUCACGACACCGGCAAGGACACUCAGCUGCUGGUGGAGGAGGAAGAGGAUAAGUCCGAGUGCUAAACGCAAACGGGCGGACGAAACACAAACCAAGCAUACACACAGACAGAGACAGACAACCCCCGUAAUAACGGGGGGGAGCUGAAUGAAUGAACCAACCGUACACGACACACAUGUGAGCCUGUGGUUUUUUUAUGAACUACAAAACACAGGAAGAGAGAGUAAUAUUUAAUUGUCAUUUCGAUUGUUAAUUUGGAGCCAAGCUCAAACGAUGGGCGCCAAACGUCGACGGGCCCAAAAGCAAGCAAACAAUUCCACUAAAACAUUCCCGUUUGAGUUGAGAGUUUUCUUCUAUAUAUUUAUGUAUACACAGAACAAGAAAAUGUGGUACGGAAAACAAACGGAUAAGCAAGCAAGCAACACAUUAGUAAGGGGUAAGUUGUAAAUGAAAGUUUUCAAAAAAAAAAAGCGUUUGUACAUAGACUCUAACUGUAGUAUCGUUAAUUUUUUUAAAAGAAUACUAUUUAUAAACGGAAAACAGCAAGAAGUGAGCAUAGAAAUUUCAAGCAGAGAACAUACACGCACACACACACCUAGAUGAAAUGAAACUACCUACUUUUAAUGGAACUAUUUUUAAAGGAAAAGAAAGUUAAACACAACACCAUGGCGGUCCAAGAUAUCAAAAUUUUAAAACUUGUUAUUGCAGUACAUAAUUGCUUUUAUUCGGUAAAUUGUGUAAUAUUUGAUGGCUGACUGUGCAAUCGAGCGAGAGAGAGAAAGCGAGAAACGUGACAUGAUAUUGUUUGAAUAUAUUGUUAAUUACCUAAAAAAAGUGCGAACUCCGCUCCACGUAAAAAGGCGAUAAGUAAGGGUAGAGAUAGAGUUCGGAGAACAAAUGUGAAACACGUAUAUUUAUCUUGAAAGGUGAUAUUUUCAUAUGAAUAUAAAAAAACAAGAAGAUAAAACUAUCCUAACUGUUAACAGCAAUCUGCUCACAAUACCAUAAAACAUAAACGCAAACGCCUGCAAUCUGUGCUGCUUUUACCUAUCAGAGCAAUACCAGUCUAGUAGAGAAGGUAGAACCUGCCCGAACCCGAGCAGUUAAUCCGUCCAAAAACGAAGCGAACAUUCCAGAGUAUCGGUGGUGUAAUCCCUGUGUCCCAUCCCUCUCCCAUAAGUAAAAAACCAAACGAAAAAAGACAAGAAACAUAUCAUACUCAAUUGUAGUUGUAGUAUUGAGCCACAAAACACCAAUCGGAGAAGAAGAAAAAACCUAACGAAAAAAAAACGAGUAUUACUCACUUGUUCAGUAUCAACUAAUUGACUGGCAGCUAAAGAGAGUAUUAUUUUAGACAAAAAAAAUGUUUUGAGCUAAGUUCUGAGGGCGUGUUGCAACUGAAAAAGUGAUUUCCUAAUUUAGCUAAGCAAACAACAAAAAACAACAACAACAAAAACCCCCAGCAACCUUAUAGCAAUCGUAGUAAGCUGGGAGCUAGAGUGUGACCGAAAAAAAUGACAGAUCAGAUCUUUCGUUUGUUUGUUCGUUUGUUGGUUUAUUAAUGUGAAAAUAACAGUAAACUAGUAAGGCAAAAGCAAAUCAAUAACGCGGAAACGGAAAUCUAUAGUCGGAAAGGUGAGUACACGUAGGAAGCAGUAGUGGAACAAACAAUUUACAAUAUUAAAUAUACGAAACAUACACACAAGCAAGCCCCUGCCUGGGCCCGUGUGGUCCCGGCGGCGGCGGUGCGCUUAGAAACAGUCGCAGGCAAAGUAAACACGGCCGGAAAGACAGAGCGAGAGAGAGAGAGAGAGCAGAGAUAAUUAUUUUAAAGAACUGUUUUAAAUAAAACUAUUUUAAAUUA
Sabethes cyaneus is the source of this 18011-nucleotide messenger RNA. RefSeq names its product low-density lipoprotein receptor-related protein 2 (gene mgl). Gene Ontology annotation, molecular function: calcium ion binding; protein binding. The record is from RefSeq and is a predicted model, not a curated record. The transcript has 16 exons. Lineage: Eukaryota; Metazoa; Arthropoda; Insecta; Diptera; Culicidae. Bases 2221 to 16212 code for a protein of 4663 amino acids.